ACCAAUAUUAAUGGAUGUAAAUAUGAAUGAAGCGACAGAAAGUGCUGGAAUGCUGACAGUGGUUGCGCUUACCAAUGUGUAAUAACCAAGUCGAGCUAAAUAAUUACUAUAAGAAAGGUUACAGCCGCUGAAGGUCGUCGGUGGAAUAUUUUGAGGAAUGCACUGAACAUUGCAAAAUUAUCUGGAAAUAUUUACGUUAUGUUGAGAAAUGGGGGAGUGUUUACCAUAAUUGCAUGAUACUAGGAAGAUAUAAAAUGUACAGUAAAGGCUUUGUGACUGCCAUUAAUAUUUGCUAUUAACGAUAGUUACUGCUUUAAAAAGCUAAGUAAUCAAUGUCGGCUGUAGGAAUUCUGACAAUAAGCAGCUGCGAAGCACACCCCGCCUCAGAAGUGGACGACGAUGGUCGCGAUGUACAACAACGACAUGGAGGGAGCACACGGACGCCCGUCCGACGAGGACAUCCCCGAGCGCGACGUGCCUCCCUCGGCCUACGUCGCCGAAGACGCAGGGCCAGCGAAGAGCGGUGGCCACGACAGGGGCGCCUCUGGCCACGGGGCGGCGAUGGCCAAAGCGGAGGAGGGCGUGGAACACCUUAGGAACCCAACUGACCAAGACUCAACCUCGAAUAGCGGCGCGACGGGUAGCAGCGGCGAGGAGGAAAGCGCCACCGGUUUCGUCGAGGGCGCUGCCGCAAAAGGGGCGAGCGAACGAACAGCCGCGAAUUCUGAAGCAGAACCCCCGCCGGGACACAACAGUGAUGACAGUGCGUCUGAUGACACUAUCAGGGGGGCUGAGGAUGGUGCAGCCAAGGGGAAUGAUGAAGAUGAAAACAAGGAAAACGUUGACAAUACUCUCAAGGAAAGUGACGAAGAGAGCGACACGGAGGGCAGCGACGACGAGGAUGCGGCCAGGGACGACGAAGGAGUUGAAUGGCUGCUGAAGAUCGACGACUUAGAGUUGUAUAAGAAGGCCAUGGUCCCGGAGCAUUUCUACCUCCGGAUCAGCAGUCCGAAAGUCCUGACUGAGGAUCAGUUGCGCCUGGCCCUCGACCGACUCCUCGGGGAACUUAAGUGGCUGCGCCUCGGCUUGAAGCACCGACAAGGCGACUGCUGGAUCUGUUAUCUGCCGAAGGCCACGAUGCAGGUUCGGAUCUGCAAUGACGACAGCCUGGGUUACAUCAUGGAGGAGCCCCAACGCUCGCACUACUACCUUCAUAAUGACCUCCUUUGCACUGUCCAGAUCCUUGCUGAUCCUCAAGUGCCCAAAACUUCGCGGGGUCGAAGAAGAGGCAAGAAAGCGAACAAUAAUAGUGCCGACAAAGGGGACAGUGCUAACAUGCACAAUAGAAACCCCACAUGUGAUUACAAGUACCUCCUCCUCCUGGCUGGUCCUCCGCCUCUCCUAAACGAAGCUUCCGGUAGACUUAUCAGUGACACCUUUGUAAAACACCUUAAUGAUGCCAUAGAAGAGUCUGUUGCACAAGAACCGGCCGGACAAAGCCCCGGUUCCAGCACUGGUAGUGGGACGGAUGCUAACUUUGACUCGCCCAGUGUUGCUCAAAAUCCCUCUGGUCUGGAUACUCUUAAUAACGCUGGAGGUUCCACCGCUUCUGGAAUUUCCUCUGAUAACGGUAGUUCUGAAGUUUCUGUGAGCACUCCUUUUGUUGAUGAGAGUCCUAAUGGCGGUGUCAGCAAUAACGGUAGUUCUGAAGUCCCCGCUGCUUCUGGAGUUUCCUCUGACAAGGGUAGUUCUGAGGCUUCUGUGAGCACUUCUGGAGUUCCGACUGCUUCUGGAACUGCCUCUGAUAAAAGUAGUUCUGAAAUUUCUGUGAACACUCUUGGAAUUCCCACUGUUUCUGGAACUACCUCUGAUAAAGGUAGUUCUGAAGUUUCUGUGAGCACUUCGUUUGGUGCUGAAAGUCCUAAGGACAGUGUCAGCAAUACUGAAGUCUCCAGUGCGAUUGGUGAGAGCUCCGCUGAUGCUGAUAGUGGUUUUAAACAAGAUAAAAAUAAUCCCAGUGAUACUGAAGUUUGCUCAGGUACCGACAGCGUUAAUGUUAGCUUAGAUAUCGGUAGUGCUACGGGUGCUUGCUCAAAUAAUGGUGAUAAACCAGAAAUAUCUUUAAACGAAAUACAGCACAUUAAGACUUUUCUUAGUGAAUUUCAGAAGGAUGUAAAUAACGACGAUCUGAGAUUUGGUGGAGAAAAUGGUGAAGAAAAUGAGGACGACGAUACGUACGGGGGUGUCCGUAAAUCCUUAGAUUCGUGUGCAAGCAAGAAUUUCAUGAAUAAGUGUAAAGCAGGACGUAUCAGCUAUUUCAAUGCUUUUGUAGCGUGCGUGAAUGCGGCCGCCGUCAAGCUUUUGGUUGAUGCCGGGCUAGAGCCUGACAGAGAGGUCGUGCUUUUCCAUAAAGUGAAUGUACGCUUCCCUUGGCCUCGCCAGGAGUGGUGGACGGACAGAGACGAUGACGGCAACGAAGCCGAUGGCGACGACGAGGACGAUGACGAUGAAUACAGUUCGUCCGGCCAAGAAAGGUCAGCUAUUAAAGUGAGCACAGUUCCCAGCUCAUGGCAGACUUACUUCUGGAAAACAGCCCGAACAGUAAACAGCAAACAGUGGGAAGCAGCAGAAAUAGAGAAGCCUGAAGUGCCAAGGAAGAUAAGACCUCUGAAUGAGGAGGAAGUGGGCGAACAAGACGAAGGCCCCUGCGUCGCUGAUAUUCAUUUAUCCGUCCCGAACAUAACCGAGAUCUUCGAGUUUAGUGCACAGAGGCAGCUCUUCAAAGUAACUACCAUCAGGAAGCUGACGUUCGUUCACCAAUUCCUCAUGACCUUCAACAUCAACCUAUAUAUUGACGCCGAGAGUGGAAAUCUCGGUUUCUACCUCAAUCAUUCUACGGUGUUUAAUUCUAAGGCCGUAAAGAUCAGAUUUGCUGAACUCAUUUUGGCAGUUCUGAAAAGGUCCUUGCAGUUAUGAUCGAAGACUCCCAUAGGCUUCCGUAAAAAAUACGUAUGUUAAUAUAAGCAGUGUUAGAUAUUGCGUAUAUAAAUACAUCCAAACCAAAGGUAUAUAUAUAUAUAUAUAAAACGUAUUGUAAUUACUCAAAGUGCCGUGGAACCUGCAAGCAUUUAUUGUGCCUCAGAGGUCAUGGCUGUACACUCGUUCCUUCUUUGCACGUACAUGUAUCUCUCGCAUAAUAACCGUAUGUAUGUGAUAUUUAUGGUGCUAAAACUAUUGUUAAUAGAGUGAUUUUAUGCAGCACUUCACACGGUCUCUCUCUCUCUCUCUCUCUCUCUCUCUCUCUCCGUCUCCGUCUCUCUCUCUCUCUCUCUCUCUCUCUCUCUCUCUCUCUCUCUCUCUCUCUCUCUCUCUCUCUCUCUCUCUCUCUCUCUCUGUCUUGCUUGCUUUCUAUCUAUUUCCUGCUUUAUUCUCUCUUUUAGUAUCUCUCCCUUUCUUUCUCAUCCAUUCUGAAAUAAAUGCAUUUGAUUCUAUCAUCUGCUUUACAUAUAAAUCUUAAUUGUUACUUAAUGGCAACUCGGUGAACACUUGAUCUGAAAUAAUAAUUAUUGAAAUUUAUUUUUAAUACUGUUUAUUUAUGAAUUCUUUUGAGUAAAGAGACGUCACCAAAACUGCUGUUUGUUUUUGUAAAGUUUUUGUAAUGUGACCGUUUACAAUUAAACAAGAAGAAAAGGAA
Molecule: messenger RNA, 3694 nt
Organism: Penaeus chinensis
Lineage: Eukaryota; Metazoa; Arthropoda; Malacostraca; Decapoda; Penaeidae
Exons: 4
Coding region: 400-2976 (858 amino acids)
Source: RefSeq, a predicted model, not a curated record